This is a messenger RNA of Pangasianodon hypophthalmus (striped catfish), 3279 nucleotides long. It is a transcript of the gene cited4a, whose product is annotated as Cbp/p300-interacting transactivator, with Glu/Asp-rich carboxy-terminal domain, 4a. The transcript has 2 exons. Gene Ontology annotation, biological process: regulation of DNA-templated transcription. The record is from RefSeq and is a predicted model, not a curated record. NCBI's taxonomy places the organism in Eukaryota, Metazoa, Chordata, Actinopteri, Siluriformes, Pangasiidae. Gene Ontology annotation, cellular component: nucleus. Bases 176 to 877 code for a protein of 233 amino acids.
CCCUCUCGCUGUUCCGCUGUGGAGAUAUAAUCGCAGAGUUGACCCAGAAAGCGAUCUGCCGUAUCAGGGACUGGAGCAGAGAGAAGCAGCAGCGCGCGUGCCUGGAAUACCACGAAAACGCCAGGACACUCUUCAGAAAAGGAAGAGAGAUAUUACACUGCAUCACGUCCAAACCAUGGCUGAUCACAUGAUGAUGCCCAUGAGUCAUGGGUUCCGCAUGGGCAUGAGCAAUCACCCUCAGCAUAUGGGCCAGCCAGGCAUGCGUACCCUCCCGAACGGCCAGCUGAUGCACUACAACAGAGGGCCACAAGCUUCCUUGGAGGCAGCAAUGAGGCAGCGGGCCGGCAUGGGGCCCAUGAUGAACGGACAGAUGGGGAAUGGGCAUCACCACCAGAUGCAAACGGGUAACAUGAUGUACGGAGGAGCGAACCAGCAGCCAGGGCCACAGCACCCUCAAGCUCAACAUCACAUGCAUCCACAGAGCCAGCCACCGCAGCAGCAUCAGCAGCAGUAUAUGAGUGGAGGAGGUCUAAGCACAUCUCAGCAGCUUAUGGCCAGCAUGCACCUGCAGAAACUCAACACCCAGUACCACGGGCAUCCUCUCGGCCCUGGCAAUGGACACCACAUGGGACCCGGUGGUCCGUACAGGAUGGCUCCAAACCAUCUGGCAGGCAUGCAGAUGGGAAUGGGUGGGGCAACGUUGGGCCUCAACGUCAUGGAUACGGACUUGAUUGACGAGGAAGUCCUCACAUCUCUUGUGCUAGAACUGGGCUUGGACAGGGUGCAAGAGCUGCCCGAACUCUCACUGGGUCAGAACGAGUUUGACUUCUUCUCAGACUUUGUGUGCAAGCAGCAGCCUAGCACUGUCAGCUGCUGAGCAGACAAUUAGAAGUGGUUUCACUUCAUAUCUGUUCCAGUCAGUGAUGAGUAGGUUGCUUGUAUAAUUCUGAGGACUUUUUGCAAGGGAAGCCAGUUUUACUGGUCUGAAGCGAAAAUGACUUUGUCUGUAAAGUUAUGCUAUAUAUACACACACCGUAGUACACUCUGGCCUGACCUAUUUGUUGGCAAAUGAGAAGAAAGAAGGGAGUUCUCUCUGAAUUAUCACUGCUCGUUUAAGGGCUGAACUCUGUGAUUGACCUUUUGUAAGUGUGUUUUUGUGAGGUAGCAGCCAACUUUUUCUAUCAGUCCCCUGGGGUGACGAUGUAGCUCAGUCGGACCAGGGUUGAAUAUGACUUCACUUUAUCAGCCCUGAUUAGAACAAUGCAUAUAUCCUGCCAUGCCUCCCUGGGGCAUCAUUGGCAUUUAGAAAUAUAUUUAUAAUAGUCACCAAAAACUGGACAUUUAUUGAGAUCAUAUGACAAUUCUGCUUUAUAUCAGACAAGCUCCCAGAGGCUUGUUAUGAGAAGAACAGUUUGAGUGAGUAUUUUUGUGUAUUGAAGGCUGGUACUUCAACACCGACUCCGACUAUUCCUUCAUUGCUCUAAAGCUAACGUUUAAGAGCCUAGGAUUGGUGACAUGCUGGAGCUGAGUACAUGUCGUUUUGCACAGUGCUACACUGUUCAUUUUCUCUCAGAUCUGUUGAAUUCAUCAAGAUGACCGCCGUUAGCAUAAGCGUCACAUUUGUCACAGUUGACAUAGUUUGAAUGCUCAUAAUGUUUCUACUACUUCAACUGAAUUAAACCAAAUCAACUGGCUGGCACUAAAGUGUCAACCGUUCACUGUAGGCUGUCUCUUUAUGCUUAUAGAGAUAGCGAGAAACAGCUUGGAAAGCACUGGAAUGUCUUAUUAGCUUCUGUCGCUAACUGCUGAGCCUGCUCCCUGCUGGUUUGUCACAGCUCCAGGACUGCCUUAAACAAGCAGCAUUACUUUCUCAAAAAAAAUAAAUAAAAAAAAACACAAAAAUACCAAUUCCAAUAGUUUUGCUUAAGUGGAAAAUAUGGGGGCUUCACUCACUAGGAAAAGUGGAACUAGAAACGUUUGCGCAUAACAGUUCCACAAUGUCUGAGAGGUAACGUCAUUUACUUUUGACGUCAACUUCUCUAUCCGAAAUGUACGUAGUGCUCAUAUAUGGUCAGUAGAUGUCUUUAGAAUGUCACUAUACUGUGAAUAACUUGAGUUUGACAAUACAGUGCCACUGUGUAAUGUCCCUUAAGCCACAUAUUGCUCAGUGAUAUCUUGUAGCAAGCCGCUAAGUAGAUAAGGACAGCAUUAUAUUCUACGGCAAUACAUUGUUUUUUUGCCACCUGUUUAAAUUUUCCUGUAUGUUGAAUUAUUGUUUGAGACAUUCACCACAUGCAUUGUUGUCCUCAUUACUGGUUUUCAUGCCCUCAUGGUAGCACUCUACCAUGUCUCUCAGUAUAUAAGCUUACGUUGCAGGUUCACCACUGAUUUAACACACACACACACACACACACACACACAUACACGCACGCUUCAUCUUAAUUGAGGUCAGUGUACCCAGUCCCUCCAAUGGCUUCAUAAUUACAAAAUGGAAAUAAUUAAUUAAUUUCUACAUUAUUGCUUUGUUAGUAACUUAUAUUGAACAAUGCAGUUUUUCCCCCGUGGUGAGGUUAUGGUAUUUGCUUAUCUCAGCUGAGCUUUGUAUAGGAAUAACAAAGCUUGUUAAUGUCGAAAGUAGUUCUUUUCCACUGAAACUGUGCUCCACUCCCUUCUUAACCCACCCAGCUCAUGGGAAUAUGCCUGAGCCACAUUCUAGCCUGGGAUAACAAAACUGGGAACCCAGUGAUACACAAGGCCAAAAUAUGUAUUGGACCAUAUCCUGUUUUUCAUACAUUACUGAACAUUAUUCAAGGUCAAAACUGAUAAAAUUGAUGAAUUAAGGACUCACUUAUGUUUAAUGUCCAUUAUGGCCGCUGUUGAAUUCCUAUACUGUAGCACACUAGUGAAGCUGCGCCAUUGGUGAGCAAUAUUUGUAUUAAAAAGGGACUUGGCCAAAUUUAUUUUGUUAAGGGAAGUUUUGUAGGUCUGCGCUACAUACUGUACAUCCAAGUGUUCAGCCACAAUCACUUUGUGUUCCUUAAUCAUUCAGGUGACUUCACCUUCCCUUAUAUCUGUCUAGACUGCAGGCUUACUCCAGACCUAUGAGUAUAUGUUAUAUGAGUGACAUUGUACAUGGACCCCUGGCUUGAUUUAUUUGGCUUUGUUUUAAUUGGUUUCUCUCCAUAACCUCACUCCCUGAAAUGCUUUUUAAAAUGUCGUUGAUUCUAUCUUAAGAAAAUGUAUUUAUUUUCACUGAUAAUAAAAUAUUUAUUUAAUGAA